Molecule: messenger RNA, 12600 nt
Organism: Alexandromys fortis (reed vole)
Lineage: Eukaryota; Metazoa; Chordata; Mammalia; Rodentia; Cricetidae
Gene: Bicral
Product: BICRA like chromatin remodeling complex associated protein
Exons: 13
Coding region: 6272-9496 (1074 amino acids)
Biological process (GO): positive regulation of DNA-templated transcription
Cellular component (GO): SWI/SNF complex
Source: RefSeq, a predicted model, not a curated record
AGAACAUGAGGAGUUAGCAUUGAUUUGAGGCAGUGUUAGUUUAUUGCACAGGCUAUGCAAGGUAUAGGUAUAGUGUAUACAGAUCUUCUUCUGCAUGGCUGGAGAGAUGGCUCAGCAGUUAAGAGCACUGACUGCUCUUCCAGAGGACCCAGGUUCGACUCCCAGCACCCACUUGGCAGCUCACAACUGCCUGUAAACUCGUUCCAAGCGAUCUGACCCCCUCACACAGGCAUACAUGUAGGCAAUGCAUCAAUAUAUGUAAAAUUAAAAUAAAUUGAAAAAAUUUUUGCUUAACAAGAGGCAGAAACAGGGCUGGUGAGAUGACUCAGUGGGUAAGGGAGCUUUUGCUGUCAAGUUUGAUGACAUAGUUCAGUUCCUAGAGCCCCAUGGUAAGAGGUAAAAGCUAGGACCCAUUCCCAGAAGUUACAGCACCUGCAGGCGCACACACACGCACACCGUGAGUAAGCGUGUAAGCGAGAGAGAGGCAAGACCAAAUAUCGUAAGGGAUGGGCGCUUGUUUUCUGCUUAUAAUGCCAGUACUUCUGUGUUGGUCAGGGCUCGCUAGAGUAACCAAACCUAUAGAAUAAGUGUGUGUGUGUGUAACAGUAUUUGCUAGAACUGCUCACAGGCUGAGGUCCAGCCUAUGAAUGGAAGGCCCGGGAAUCCAUAGUUGUUCAGUGCACCAGGCCGGGUGUCCCAGCUGUUUUCAGUAUGUUCCAGAAUCUUGAAGAAGUAGGCUCUAAUGCCAGGGAUGGACGUGCUAGGAAGGCGAGAGCAAGCGGGCAGAGAGCAGAGCUUCCUUCUUCCCUGUCCUUAUGUAGGCUUCCAGCAGAAGGUGUGGUCCAAGUUAAAGGAGGAUCUUCCCCCUCAGGAGAUCUGGGUUAAAGUGAGUCUUCCUGCUUCAAAUGAUUGAAUUAAGGAAAAAAUCCUUCCCAGGUGUGCCCAUCCAUUUAUUUGGGUUUUAGUUGGUUCCAGAUGUGGUCAAGUUGACAACCAAGAACAGCCAGCAUCUUCUUUAAAUCAUUUCUCUUUAUUUUAAAAUUUGUAUUACGUUGAUUUAUUUGUAUGUGUCUGUUGGAGUGGGAGGACUUAUGUGCUGUGCAAACAUGAAGAUCUGAGUUCGAGUUAUAGAAAAGAAGAGGGGGCGGGGCUUGUCAUGGUAGUCCACACUUAAAAUCCCAGCGCUGGGAAGGCAGGGGUAGCGGACGCCUAGACCUUGCUGACUGGCCAGCCUAGCCUACCUGGUGAGUCCUGGCCUGUGGGAAAUCACAUCUCAAACGACAAGGUGGGUGGGGGUCCCUGAGAAACAACACUUGUGGCUGUCCUCUGGCCUCUACACACAUGUCUGAAUACUUCCAGACACAAUCUGACGGUGUGUAUCUACGCACACACCUGUUCUCAUGUACACACACACACAAACGCACCCAUGGUGGAUGGUGCCUGAGGAGGAGUGACACUUGGCAUUGCCUUUUCCUCCCCACUCCACAAACUAGUCAGGUGUUGUGGUUCACGCUCGGAACUCCAGUGUUUUAGAGGCUGAGGCAGGGGAAUUAAGAGUUUGAGACCAGCCUGAGCUACAGAGUGAAACUCUAUUUGUUGUUCUUUGUUUAUCUUUUUUAAAGAUUUAUUUUAUUAUGUAUACGGUGUUCUGUCUGCAUAUGUGCCUGCAGACCAGAGGAGGGCACCAGAUCUCAUUACAGAUGGUUGUGAGCCACCAUGUGGGUGCUGGGAAUUGAACUCAGGACCUGGAAGAACAGCCAGUGCUCUUAACCACUGGACAAUCUCUCCAGUGGUUUUGUUUGUUUGUUUGUUUGUUUUUUAACAGUUAUACAAGGAGGGAGAAAAACAGUUAUGAAGAGGAAAAGAAGAGAACUGUGUUAGUUGGGAUAUAAGACAUGCCUCAAUUAAAAAAUUACUUAUUUUCUGUGUGCGUAUGGGUAGCCAUGCCACAGCAGUUAUGUGGAAGUCUGAGGACUGCUUAUCUGUCGUACUCCUUCCCUGUGGGUUCCGGGGAUCAAAUUCAGGACUACAGGCCUGCUGGCAAGCAACUCUGCCGCUGAGCCAUCUUGUCGACCCUAUGCCUCAGUUUUUUGGGGGAGGGGUGAAACAGGAACAUUGAAAUAAUUCAGGCAUUGCUUCCUGUAGGCUGCCGCCUGAACCUGCUGGCAUUCUCAGCUCCACACACACAGGCUGAAGAAGGCAUCUCGCCUGAACAUCCUAAGACAAGAGAGCACUUUGAUGUCCCUUUUGUCAGGGACAUGUUAAGUAUCUGCUACCUCCAGCACCAGCCAGGUGCUUUGGCACAACAUAGACUCAAUAAAUGGCCACUUAGCGUACCCAUGCAAGAUGCCGUGUCUGUCCCUGGGGAGAUGGGGAGGUAUAAAAAUAGACCAAGUCUGGUCUCUCAGAGGCUCACAGUCCGGGGAUAAACAUGACUAAUUAUGUCACGCGAGGCAGUGUGUGUUAUCAAAGAAGAGGAAGUUGUUUGGACACGCAAAGGAAAGAGGAGUGAGGGGAGGGCAGGCAGGGGAGGUGCCGGAGGAAAUGAAUGUCACAAAAGAGGAGGGGCUGGAACAGCGCUGGUGCCAAGAAUCUUGCAGGCUUCCUGGGGGCUCUGGAGAGCUGACAGGGUUUUCAGCAGGAGCUCCUGGUACCUGUGUUCAGGAAGGGAAAGAGAAGGGUUAGAGCUGGGUAGUGCCUGGGAAAGACUGCUGCCCUGGAUCCCUGGAUAGACGACCCCGCCAGUGGAAAUGAAAUGGAGGCCACUUAAGAAUAAUUGGUGCUCCAGAUUCACAGGCCAACCUGUGAAUUUAUAAUAGACACAAACUUCCCCAACCUCUGUGUCUGCUGACUCAAACACUUUUUUUAAAAUAUUUAUUUAUUUAUUAUGUAUACAAUAUUCUGUGUGCAUGCCUGCAGGCCAGAAAAGGGCACCAGACCUUAUUACAGAUGGUUGUGAGCCACCAUGUGGUUGUUGGGAAUUGAACUCAGGACCUUUGGAAGAGCAGACAAUGCUCUUAAGCACUGAGCCAUCUCUCCAACCCUCAAACACAAGUUUUAAAACUGAACCACAUAACCAAAGGAUUGCUCGGUGGGCAGAGCAGUAAGGUGACAGAAAUGGGAUGGUCCAAGAGGCAUUUUCCUCAGUCCCCGGGCGCUUCUGCCCAGUUCCACGAAUGAAGCUGCUCCCCAGUGAGCUGUCACUCCCUGCAGAGACGCGCCGCUGCUUUGACUUGCGCUGGAGAGGCCUGCGUGCUUGAGUGAGAAAAGGUCAAAUUCUUCGUUUUGUGUGAUCAUGCAAGCUUGUAAUCCCAGCACCUGGAAGGUGGAGGCAGAAGGAUUCCCACAAGUUCAAGCCCAGCCUGGGCUAUAUCUUGAGACUCUAGCGUCAUCUAAAAAUAAAUAAUUUUAAAAAGAAAGGGAGAGAAUGAGGGAGGCUCGGUGAGUAAGAACACCAGCUGCUCUCACAGAGGACCCGGGUUGGAUUCCCUGAACCUACAUGAUGGCUCACAAUUGUGUAACUCCUGUUCCAGGGGAUCUGACGCCCUCUUCUAGCCUCCUCCAAUACCAAACAUAAACGAUAGUACACAUACAUACGUGCAGGACAAACGCUUGUAAGAUAAAAAAUAAGUCUUAAAAAGAGAGAGGGAACUUGGAGGCAUGAGAAUAAGGCUCAGUCCCCAACCCACAGCUAGAAAGGUGGGCAGGCCCAGAGAGCCUGGUGUGCCACUGUGGAGUGCCACUGGGCACAGUAUUUUCCUGUCCCCUUCUACACUCAGGAUCUGCCUCUUCUCUGCUCUAAGAUGGUGGUCUUGUCCCCUACUCUUUGUGUGCUCUUGUGUGCAUGUGGUGACCAGAGGUCGGCACAGGUGUCUUCCUCAUUUGCUCUUGACCUUUUUGAAGGACAAAUUCAACAGAUAUUUACUUAUGUGUGUGCAUGCAUGCCAAAUGGCACAUGUGUGGAGGGAACUCGGGAAAACAUACCGGAGUCAGUUUUCUCACGUGUGGGUCCUGGGGAUUGAACUCAGGUCCUUAGGCUUGGGACAAGCAUCUUUUACUGGGUGAGCUAUCUUGCCCGACCCAGUUUAUUUAUAUCUUAUUUUAUGUGUUGGGGGGCAUGUGGAGGUCAGAGAGCAACUUUGGUAUAUUGUCUCCUGCCACCUUUACUUGGGCUCAAGGGGCCAGACUCAAGCUGCAGGUGUGUGUAGCGGGCGUCUUUACCUGUGGAGCUGCCUUGCUGGCCUUCUUCACUUUAUUUUUUUAUUUUAAGUAUGUAUAAUGUGUUGGGGGAUGAUUCACGUGUGUGCGGGUGUGUGCAGGUGCCCAGGGAGAUGGAGGCAGUGGGUGUUUGGAAGCUGUUGUUACAGAUGUUGUUACAGAUGUGAGCCACUCAGUGUGUAUGGUGAGGACAGAGCUCAGGUCCUCCGCAAGAGCAUUACACUGUCUAUGUAUAUAUUGGUCUUGCUAUGGUGCUCUGUGUAGAUCAGGCUGGUCUUGAACUCACAAAAAUCUGCCUGCCUUUUCAUCCUAAGAGCUGGGAUUAAAGGCAUACACAACCACACCUCCUACACACAAGAGCAACAGACUGUUAACUGCUAAGCCAUCUCUCCAGGCUGAACUUUAUUUUUUAGACAAGAUCCCACAUUGAACCUGGAACUCAUUGAUUUAGCUAGCCUAGCUGGCUAGGUAUCUUUCUGUCUCUACCUCCCCAGAACCGGGUUUACAGGCCUGUGCCAAGACCUGGUUGUUUUUACAUUUGUACUGUAGAUCUGAACCCAGGUCCCCAGGCUUACAAAGCAAGUACUUUCCAUUUCCCCAGCCUCUGCUGGAUUUUUUCAUAACCACCUGUCGUAGUCUCUUGAUCUCACAAGGUUCCACAUUAUCAUGAGUGCAAGGAGUGUAGACCCAUGUUUGCAGCUCAGAGAUUCCCCAGACUGCCUGCCAGCACCCCAAUCCUCCCUCCACCCAGACUGCCUGCCAGCACCCCAAUCCUCCCUCCACCCAGACUGCCUGCCAGCACCCCAUCCUCUCUCCACCCAGACUGCCUGCCAGCACCCCAUCCUCUCUCCACCCAGACUGCCUGCCAGCACCCCAUCCCCUCUCCACCCAGCACUUGGUAUAGUUCCUCCUUUUUUAGGGUCUGCCUCCCCUCCCAGGAGCAUCUAGCCGACAUGCUCCCUUUCUUUCCUAUUGUCAUCUUUUAAACCCACCCUUGGGACUGGAGGGAUGGCUAAGUGGUUAAGAGUAUCUGAAGACUUGAGUUUGGAUCUUAGCACCCACUUGGUGGCUCAGAACCAUUCAUAACUCCAGUUCCAGGGACUCCAGCUCCCUCUGCUGACCUCUGAGUGGACAAGGCAUGAAUGUGGUGCUCAUACAUACAUGUAGCCAAAAUAGUCAUACACAUAAGAUAAAAUAAGCAAAAUUUUCAGCCUGGUCUACAAAGUGAGUUCCAGGAUAGCCAGAGUGAUACAGAGAAACCCUAUCCCAAAACCAAAAAUAGGAAUCUGGAGAAUUGGCUCAGCCGUUAAGAGCUGAGUUGGCUGACCUGCCAGAGGCCCUGAGUUCAAUCCCCAGCAACUACAUGGUGACUCACAGCCAUCCCAGAUGAGAUCUUGUGCCCUCUUUUGGCCUGCAGGAAUGCAGGCAGGCAGAACACUGUACACAUAAUAAAAUAAUCCUUUAAAAGAAAAGGAGGAGGAAGAAAACCCCAGCUUUAAGCUGUUUCCCGCCACCUGCCUGCCUGCACAGAAUGCCUCCCUCUCCCCUGGUACCCAAAGCAUCACACUGGGAGCCUCCUUCAAGUCCCAUAUAUUGUUUUCCUGUUGUUUUUUAUCAGAACAUUUGUAAGGACGUUGCGCAGAGCAGGUGGUACAAAUGAUGGUGCUGAAGAUGAGUGGUGUGGAGAGCUGGCGGUGUUAGCAGGCGCGCUUCCUGUCUGUGGAGCUGCCCCCCUCCCCGAGACCACAUCCAUCUGUCGUCCGUUCAUCCUUCCGUCCAUCCAUCCAUCACAGGCAAGAACCGAAGUUUGAGGUAGACGAGCAGGCGAGCCGUUUGCCCGGGCGCAGAGCAUGAAGGCCGGGCGGGCGCGGGGAGCGGGCGCCCGCCGCCCGGCGCGGGGGUGAGCGAGAGAGAGAGCGGAGCGCGUGUGGCCGGCGCCGCUCGGCCUGGAGCUCCCGCGCCCGCGCCCCGCGCCCCGCGCCCGCCGCCGCCGCCCCUGGUGCGAUGGCGCAGAAACCCCGUUGACAAGGCACUGCUUUUUCAUGACGUUGUCAUGGACGAUGAUGAUGACUCGUGUCUCCUCGAUCUUAUUGGAGACCCACAAGCAUUGAAUUAUUUUCUGCACGGACCUAGUAAUAAAUCAAGCAGCGAUGACCUGACGAGCGCAGGCUAUCCUGCAGCCAAUUCAAAUUCAAUUUUCGCCAACUCCACGAACGCUGACCCUAAGUCGUCCCUCAAAGGUGUAAGUGACCAGCUUGGAGAAGGGCCCAGUGAUGGACUGCCACUUUCAAGUAGCCUUCAGUUUCUUGAAGAUGAACUUGAGUCUUCUCCUCUUCCUGAUCUCGGCGAGGACCAACCCUUUGACAUUCUUCAGAAGUCCUUGCAGGAGGCGAAUAUCACUGAGCAGACACUGGCCCAAGAGGCAUACCUGGAUGCCAGCGUAGGCUCAAGCCAGCAGUUUGCACAAGCUCAGCUUCAUCCUUCUUCAUCAGCAUCCUUUACUCAGGCUUCUAACGUUUCUAAUUACUCAGGUCAGACUCUGCAGCCUAUCGGGGUGACACACGUGCCUGUGGGACCGUCAUUUGCAAGCAAUACAGUGGGCGUGCAGCAUGGCUUCAUGCAGCACGUGGGCAUCAGCGUGCCCAGCCAGCACUUGCCUAACAGCAGCCAGAUCGGCGGCUCUGGGCAAAUACAGUUGAUCGGGUCAUUUGGUAAUCAGCCUUCCAUGAUGACAAUUAAUAAUCUAGAUGGCUCGCAGAUCAUAUUAAAAGGCAGUGGGCAGCAAACCCCAAGCAAUGUGAGCGGAGGACUUCUGGUUCACAGACAGACUCCUAACGGCAACUCGUUGUUUGGGAACUCCACUUCCAGUCCGGUAGCACAGCCUGUCACCGUUCCAUUUAACAGCACAAAUUUUCAGGCAUCUUUACCUGUGCAUAACAUCAUUAUUCAAAGGGGUCUCGCACCAAAUUCAAAUAAAGUCCCAAUUAAUAUCCAGCCAAAGCCGAUCCAGAUGGGUCAGCAGAGUACGUACAAUGUGAACAGCCUGGGAAUUCAGCAGCACCAUGUCCAGCAAGGGGUCUCCUUCGCCUCUGCAAGCUCGCCCCAGGGCUCCGUGGUUGGUCCACACAUGUCUGUGAACAUUGUCAACCAACAGAACACGAGGAAGCCUGUCACCUCCCAGGCCGUGAGUAGUGCAGGGGGCAGUAUCGUCAUUCAUUCCCCCAUGGGCCAGCCUCACACCCCCCAAAGUCAGUUCCUUAUACCUACAAGCCUUUCCGUCAGCUCCAACUCGGUACACCACGUCCAGACCAUAAACGGGCAACUUCUUCAGACUCAGCCCUCGCAGCUCAUCUCUGGCCAGGUGGCCUCCGAGCAUGUCAUGUUGAAUAGGAGUUCUUCUAACAUGCUCAGGACCAACCAACCGUACUCUGGACAGAUGCUUAACAACCAGAACACCGCCGUGCAGCUGGUGUCUGGGCAGACUUUUGCCACCUCUGGCAGUCCCGUGAUCGUCAAUCAUGCGUCCCCUCAGAUGGCCGGAGGGCAGAUGCCCUUGCAGCGGUCCUCGCCAACUGUAUUGCACCUGUCCCCGGGGCAGAGCAGCGCUUCCCAAGGAAGACCCGGCUUUCCCGCCAUGCCCUCGGUGACCAGCAUGGCAGGGUCUACCCGGUUCCCUACUGUCAGCUCGGCCAGCACUGCGCAUCCCAGUCUUGGGUCCGCAGUGCAGUCUGGGACAUCAGGAUCAAACUUCACGGGAGACCAGCUGACACAACAAAACAGGACUUCGGUACCCGUCAGUGUGCCCCAUCGUCUUCCCGUUUCUUCUUCCAAACCUACCAGCACUUUCAGCAACACACCGGGAGCUCAGCCGCAGUUCUUCUGUCAGGCUCAGAAAAAGUGUUUGAACCAGACCUCCCCCAUUCCCUCGUCCAAGACCACAGAUGGCCUGAGGCCAGCGCAGAUCCCUGGGCUUUCAAGCACAGCACUGCCAGGACAGGAUUCUGGAAGCAAAAUGAUGCCAGCAUCCUUGGGGACUACACAGCCACAGCAGGAAAACUCGGUUGGAUCAUCCCCUAGCCAGACGGCUGUGCAGGUGGAUGGUCAUUCAGGACAGAAGAGGCCCGCCACCAAACAGCUGACUAAAGGAGCUUUCAUCCUCCAACAGUUGCAGAGGGACCAAGCCCAUGCCGUGACCCCUGACAAAAGCCAGUUCCAAUCACUAAGUGACACAGUGCAGAGACUGCUGUCCUACCACGUGUGCCAGGGCUCCAUGCCCACGGAGGAAGACCUGCAGAAAGUGGACAAUGAAUUUGAAGAAGUUGCCACUCAGCUCCUCAAAAGGACCCAAGCGAUGCUGAACAAAUACCGAUUCCUGCUCCUAGAAGACGCCAUGAGAAUCAACCCCUCUGCCGAGACUGUGAUGAUCGACAGGAUGUUCAACCAGGAGGAAAGAGCUUCCCUGUCUCGGGACAAGCGUCUGGCGCUCGUGGAUCCUGAGGGUUUUCAGGCCGAUUUCUGUUGUUCCUUCAAACUUGACGAGGCUGUACCUGAGACACCACUUGACAGGAGUGACCAGCAUCGCAGCAAAACCAGCUCUCUCCAUCAGGCGCCCAGGGCCCAAAGCAGAGACCGAGCCAAGCCAGGCGUGGCAGAAGCAACGAAUCAUGACCAGUUUCAUCUAGUGCCUAACCACAUCGUGGUCUCUGCUGAGGGAAACGUUUCGAAAAAGUCAGAAGGCCACGGUAGAACACUGAAAUAUGACAAAGGGGGCUUAGGCCAAUACCGGGGUGUACCAGAGGACAAGGGCAGCCGGAGGGACCCUGCCAAUGCCAGCGGGUGCUCUCCAGGCCCCGACGGCCACCGCAAGACUAUGGCCAGGCCGGAUCAUGACGCUGAGAGCAAGCUCCCUGGCAUCCUGACCAGCUCGCACCUGGAGAUGCCGUGCCUCGACUCCUUCCAGGACAAAACCCUGAGGAAUUCCCCAAAGAAUGAGGUUUUACACACAGACAUCAUGAAAGGGUCGGGUGAGCCCCAGCCGGAUCUCCAGCUCACCAAGAGCCUAGAGAAAACCUUUAAGAACAUUCUGGAGCUCAAGAAGGCGGGGCGGCCACAGAGUGACCCCGCAGCCAGCGGCGCCGUGGACCUUGACUUCCCCAGCUUUUCUCCAAUGGCUUCACAAGAAAACUGCCUGGAAAAGUUCAUGCCGGACCACAGUGAAGGCGUCGUGGAGACGGACUCCAUUUUAGAAGCAGCUGUAAAUAGUAUCCUUGAGUGUUAGUAGCAGCCGCCCUCCCCGACCCCGGACCAGUUACAUUCGCUCCCAGCAAAGCCCGUGGAAACAUCUCCUGUCUCCAGCCUGCUUGGUCCUCCGUCACAGGUUCUUCUUUCUAAUCUCCACCCUGUUCUUUUGAAGAGCAAUACACGUCGUCGUGGCUGCAGGCAGACCCUCAGUCAGCCCAUCUCUCUCUAGAACGCAGUCCGAUAGGCCCCACACAUUUCAAGUGUUCCGAAAGCCUUUAUGGCCAUUGUUGUUCGUUUGUUUCGUGGUUUGUUUGUUUUUAGCGCUGUCACUCGAGAGACCACAGUACACUUGACCCUGGGUAAAAUUUCGACAAUCAUAGGUCAUUUCAAAAGAACAGACUUAUUAAAGAAAAAUCAAACAGGACUUAUAGAAGCUACUUUUUUACAGAAUUCUCACUGCAGCUCCAAACUAGUGGUUUUGUUUUUGUUUGGGGGAAAGGGUAUUUGUGAAGGGAAGUCUGCAUGACUUUCCCCAGGGCUCAGUGCUCUCUGAGCAGUGGGUAUCCGGUUGCUCUGCCUGGAACCCCACAGCCCUGGCCCAGACGUCCAUAGCAUCUACGCAGACCGUUUGUAGGCCUGCCUUCCCUCCCGAACAGCCAAGUGUUUACGUCAUGCUGCUGCUGAAGAAGCAAAACUUUUUUUUUCUUUUUUAAUUUUAGCGUAUCCAUGUUGAAUUGUGUCUGAGAACGCUCUGUUCUUAGCCCCAGGUAUGCAGCUUGAAAGUUCACCCAAGCUCAGUAGGGAACACCGGGAACCAGUUCAAGGACAGCGGGCUAGGGAGGCUGCUGGAGCCACCAGGGUCAGUGUGCAACUUAAAAGAAUUUUGCAUUUUAUAAUCGGGUGAAGUCAACGCACCCUGUGCUUUUGAUUGUUGCUGAAUUCUGUUUUGCUUAACCUUUGUCUCCCUGCCCUCAGCAAACAGCCCAGCAGUGAGUGCUGUCACUGGAAACUGCUUUCUUUAUCAGUUUAGACUUUGGGAAGGGGACUUUAGCCUGUUUGUGCUUCCUGUUUGUGAGACCAGUAGUCAACACUGGCAUUGAUCAUUCCCAGCACCGAAAACCGAGGGAGGGCAGCAGCCAGAUGUCACCUCCAGAAAGAGGGGGACCCUCACGGGUGGCCCAUGUUUGAGUUAGCAAGCCUUCCUCUUUAUUUAUGUCCUUUCUGGGGAAGGUUGCCCAGUUUUCUCUUCUUGUGGGCCUAUCCCAGGGCACAGUGUUUCUGAUACUUCUUGCAUUCUUUACAUCAUGGUAACCAUUGCUGAGAAAGCCAGGUCAUGGUGCUCCUGCCACCACCACCCCCCCACCCACCUGUCUGACCCUCUGGGAUCUGGAGUUUGUUUGUGUUUUUGUGAAGGUUUGCUCCCUCUGUUCGUCCCCCUGGCUGUAGACAUGCGUCCAUUGGUUUCUACUUCACUAGAUCCCAGUAUGGAGUGGCCCCUACAGUCAUCAUGUUGAGCGUUUCUUUUCCAGAUUGGCCUGUAAUGGAAAGGAAGGCUUCUGAUUUUUUCUUUUCAAAUAGCAUAGCAAAAAUCUAGGCAUGUUGGCACACACCUGUAAUCCCAGCAGUCAGGUGGCUGAACCUAGAGAGUCAGGAGUUCAAGGCUAGCUUGGGCUACAUAAGUCACCCCUGUCUUAAAAUCAAAACAAAAGAAGCUGAGCAGCAGCAGACUGUAUGUCCCUUCCACCCCGCUGUCCACUACAGGAAGAAGCCCUGUGAGGCAGCCAGUCCAGCAGAGCAGUGUCCUUCUCCCAGUCCACGGCCCAGCCACUUGAAUAGGAAAAUCUGGGCUGUCUUAGAGUUACCUUUUUUCCUGAUUUGUGCCAAUAUCCAAGUUCCUGACUUCCUUCCUGUAUUAUAACACUUUAGAAAGAUGAGUUGUUUGCCAGUUAGAUUCUGUUUGGGCCACCCUGGGCUAACAGCCUGCCCUUAUCCCUCUGAUGUCACAGACUCUUCUCAUAGCCUCCUGGUUGCCUAAGUCACGAUGGCCCCUGGAUGCCUGCACAUGGCUACAAUGAAUUACAGUAAUUAUUGCAAAUCAGUGGAAUUCUUGAGACGAGCAAAGUCUCGUGUAUAUUUGUUACCUCUUUCUUCCCCCUGACCCCCAGCUUUUCUCUCUGUCAAAUCACAGGGCUUCUGAGCCCUCACAUUGUUCCCACAAUGGAAAGCCUAACGUACCAAAACGAAACUUGUAAAUUUUGUGUCCUUGUAUGUAAGUUCGCUUUCACGGAGGAAAGACUCGAGAUAAUGGCAGAUGAAGAUUAUAGAAUGUGUUUUACCCUGUGAUUAGGUUCCACCACGUGGGUCAUAGCUCGUGUACGAGCCCCCUCUGGUGAAGGCACGCACCCUGCCUCAGUGGCCAGCCCUUGGUGGUUCAGGUUCAUUAGUCAGUUGAGUCCUCGCGCUCAGUAACAAAAAUCACCUUUUCUUCCCUUUGUUUUUAAUCUGUUUGUUGUUGUGGCAAAGUAUGGAUUUGUUAUUACGCAUUGAUUUUCUGUGUCCUUAAGUACUGCCUAAAGAUGAAGCAAAAUUGGAACUGGCAAUUACGAGAAGGAAAUCCUUUAGCUCUGCAGAACUUAGUAGACUCUGUUAGGUUAGGGAGGCCUCACAGGCUGGUCGGCUCAGAGGACGGUCACUCGCUGUCAGUGUGGUGUGGGCUUUAUUUGCUUAAAUACCUUCAUUUGUAUAGUAUGUCUCACUUGAAAUUGCUUUGUAUACAUUUUGUAAAAAUAUUUAUAAAAUGUUUUGUAAAAAAAAAAGUAUAACAAAUUGCAGUUUAUUUUGUUAUGUUGGAUAAAUACUGUUAAAGCAGUCAGUACCUAUAUUGUUAAUCCAUGGUUAGGAAAUGUUCAGUUGGAGAUCACAAAAUGAAACAACCAUUGCAAUACAGCCAAAGAUUUGGGAAAAUGUGUAACUGUGAUUGUCGUGAUUUUGCUGCAACUAGGAACUGCUCCUGUUCCCAGAAGAGGGUAAGUGUUCAGUGGGAAUUCUGUGUAUGUUUAACAUGAUCGAAAAAGCCUGCGGAGAGAGGACAGGAUCUCAGCUGGUCUCUUCUCCACAGAUUAAACACACUUGGUGAGUGAA